This is a messenger RNA of Aspergillus chevalieri, 783 nucleotides long. Its product is annotated as putative transcription regulator PAB1642. Lineage: Eukaryota; Fungi; Ascomycota; Eurotiomycetes; Eurotiales; Aspergillaceae. The transcript has a single exon. The coding region runs from base 1 to 783 and encodes 260 amino acids. The record is from RefSeq and is a predicted model, not a curated record.
AUGUCAACACCACUGACAUCCUACCUCCAAACCCUCCACCAUUCCCUCUUCCACUCUGCCACGAGACACCCCUUCCUCCGCGCCGCCGGAACCGGAACCCUCCCACCCCGCAUCCUCUCAGCUUGGCUCUCCCAAGACCGUCUCUACGCGCAAUCCUACAUCCGCUUCAUCGGAUCCCUCCUCGCAAAACUCCGAUUACCCUCUCAUAACCCCGAUCCCGCGAAGUCAUCGCGCGCGACUGCGGAGGGGCGCGCGGUGGACGUACUGAUCGACGCGCUGGUAAACAUCCGCAGAGAAUUGAAGUUCUUUAGAGAUGUCGCGACGGAAUAUAAAUUCGAUCUUGAGGCAUUGUCGGUAGAUAUUGAGGCGGAGGAUGUUGGCGCGAAGGUGUUCGGGCCGAAUCCCAUAACGCAUGCAUAUAUCGAUCUAUUUAUGUCGGCUUCUAGUCCCGCGACGACUAUCCUGGAGGGAAUAGUUGUGCUUUGGGCGACGGAGAUUUGCUACCUGCGUGCGUGGCAGUAUGCGUUGUCCCUCUCUUCGUCUGCCUCUUCGCCCCCAGAGAACGAUCAAGAUGGAGGCGCGCUUCGGAAACACUUCAUUCCCAAUUGGACGGAUCCCGAGUUCGAGGCGUUCGUGCAUAAGAUCGGAGAUGUGGUUGAUGAGAUGGCGGGUCUGGUCAAGGGGAGUGAGUCGAGGGAAGAUGUUCUUGCCAGGUGUGCAUUCUGGUGGAGGCAGGUGCUUUGGUUGGAGGAGAGAUUUUGGCCGGUUGUUGAGCAGGCAUGA